UCGAGUUUAGAAUUUAGAAGUGCCAUUACCUUAACCUCCCUCGCCGGUUCAGAGUGACGUACAGACGCUUCUCCCGCUCCCUCUCUCUCUCUCCCCGUCUCUCUGUUAAUCACUUCACUUCGAGAUUGGUUCCUCGUAGUUGCCCUAGAUUCUCGUGGGCUCUCUCCGUCAUCACCGCCUCAUGAAGUUACGUCGGAAGGCUUGAAGUUCAGGAAUUAGGGUUUCGGAUUUGAAAUGGUGGGAAUCAUGGCGGCGACGUCGAGAGAAAAGCUAGCAGCCCUCCUGAACUCCGCCAAGUUCGCCACGGACGUGCCUUCGAGGCUGGAAAAGCUGAGCCAGUUGAACCCCCAGCUAUGUCAGGCCGGCGACCCGGUUUUGAUAGCGGAAUUCCUCCCUCCGCUCCUUGACCUCCACUCGGAUCGCUCCAGUCCAGUUCGCAAGCUCAUCGCAGAGACAAUUGGUGAUAUAGGAUUAAAGCAUAUGGAAUUCAUCCCUGAUAUUGCACCUAUUUUGAUGACUGUGCUGAAAGAUGGCACACCAGCAGUUGCUAGACAGGCCAUCGCUUCUGGAAUUGAUUUAUUUCGUUCCACUCUUGUAAAAGUUGCAAUCCAGGGUUUAUACUCCAGUGAGUUGGAUGACUGCCUUGAAUCAUCAUGGACAUGGGUGCUAAAGCUUAGGGAUGAAAUAUACUCAAUAGCCUUCCAGCCGAGGAAUGACGGAACGAGGUUGCUAGCACUAAAGUUUGUUGAAGCAGUUAUUCUUCUUUAUACACCUGAUCCAAGCGGCUCCUCAGAGCCUCCUUCUCAGUUAGAUUCUGAAGGAGAUUUUGAGUUUAACAUAUCAUGGAUUCGUGGAGGACAUCCUGUACUAAAUGUUGGAGAUUUAUCAAUUGAAGCAAGUCAGAAUUUGGGUUUAUUGCUUGAUCAGCUGAGAUUACCGACUGUGAAAUCUCUCAAUAACUCAAUGAUUAUUGUGCUCAUUAAUAGUCUUUCAUCAAUUGCAAAAGGAAGGCCUGCCUUUUAUGGUCGCAUUCUUCCAGUCUUGCUUGGUUUAGAUCCCUCCAGCUCUCUCAACAAAAGAGUGCCAGUUUUUGGGGUGCAUCAUGCUUUAAAGAAUGCUUUUCUUUCCUGCUUGAAAUGUACACACCCAAGUGCUGCACCGUGGCGGGAUCGUCUAGUUGCUGCACUCAGAGCAAUGAAAGCUGGAGUUUCUGUGGAACAAGCUCUUCAACAAGUCUACCAGAUCAAUGGAAGUGUAGAACAGAAAGAUGAUUUGCAAGUUACCCAAGAGAAGAAGCCUUCAAUUAAAGGAGAUGAUGCUGUGCAUGCUAAUGCUGGGAGGAAAAGGGCUGGUGUGCUGGAUGCUAGAGACUUGGUUGAAGAAUAUGAUGGGUCUGGAAAGCGUGCCUGUCUAACACCUACUGCUUCAGAGAAAUUGGAGCAAGACUUAAAUAGGGACCAGGAUGACAUCCCUUCUAGGGGAGUAUCUCGAGGAGAUGGAGAUAAUGGACCAGUCCAGCAACUUGUUGCCAUGUUUGGUGCAUUGGUUGCUCAGGGUGAGAAAGCUAUGGUAUCACUAGAGAUUCUUAUCUCUAGUAUCUCUGCUGAUUUGCUAGCUGAAGUAGUUAUGGCUAAUAUGCGGCACCUUCCUCCCAAUCAGCCUACAACUGAAGACAAUGAUGAUUCAUUGGGUUCUUGUCCAAAUAUUGCUGGCUACGAUAAUCAAUUCAGAAAUCUGUCAUCAACUUUGAAAGAGAUGCUUUCCACUUCUAAUGUAGCUACACAGAUGGAUUCUGUGUCAGAUGCCGAGCAAUCUCAAUCCACUGAUGUAGAGAUAAAUCGGGGAAAGGAGGAAAGGCCAUUAGUGACUGUGGCCGAUAAUGAUUUUGUAUCUUCUGAUGUACAUCAUGGAGUUGAACAAGCAUUGGUACCUGUACCAGUUUCUUCUUCCGGUGAAGUUCCAUCUGCAACUUUAAAUGGUUUUUCAGCUCUUCCAUCCAAAGUCCUUGAUGUUGCAAAUCUAGAGAGUGAGAUACCAGGUCUGGAUUCAACUGCUCGCAGUGAUGGACUUGCUGAAACACUAGUUUCAUCACUGCCACCUAUGGAUAUGGAAGAUGCUAGUCAAGAGCAAGUUAGUAGUUUGGGUAGGUUAUCAGUGGAUCUAGUUCCGUCAAUGUCAACUGAUAGGUCUGAAGAACUUAGUCCCAAAGCAGCUGUCACAGAUGUAAGCAGCAUUAACUCCUCAACGGCAACUUCUGUUGGAUUGCCCAUUCAAUUUAUGCUGCCCAAAAUGUCAGCCCCAGUUAUCAAUCUUGCUGAUGAAGACAAGGACCAAUUGCAAAAAUUGGCUUUCAUUCGUAUUGUGGAGGCAUAUAAACAAAUAGCAAUUGCUGGAGGUUCACAUGUUCGAUUUUCUUUGCUUGCCUAUUUGGGGGCUGAGUUUCCUCUUGACUUGGAUCCGUGGAAUGUACUACAAAAGCAUAUAUUGUCAGAUUAUAUGAAUCAUGAGGGACACGAGUUGACAUUGCGUGUGCUCUACAGGUUAUUUAUCGAAGCAGAAGAAGAACAAGACUUCAUUUCCUUCACCACUGCUAAAUCAGUAUAUGAAAUGUUUUUUCUCAAUGUGGCAGAAACACUUAGAGAUUCUUUUCCAGCCUCUGACAAAUCCUUAAGUAGAUUGCUUGGUGAAGCUCCUUAUCUCCCCAAUUCUAUUUUUAAACUUUUAGAGAGCUUAUGUUCUCCUGGAAGCAGUGAUAAAGCUGAGAAGGACUCACUCAGUGGAGAUCGAGUUCAUCAAGGUCUCAGUACUGUGUGGAGCCUUAUUUUGCUACGGCCUGCCAUUCGUGAUGUCUGUUUAAGAAUUGCUUUACAGAGUGCAGUUCAUCACCUGGAGGAAGUACGCAUGAAGGCAAUACGCCUGGUGGCAAACAAGCUCUAUCCUUUAUCAUCAAUUUCCCAACAAAUAGAAGAUUUUGGAAAGGAAAUGCUCUACUCUGUAACUAAAGGUGAUUAUAUGAUGGGCAGAAUUGAUGGCGACAGAUCUGAAAUACCAAAGGAUUCCAACUUGGACAAACCUUCAAUAGAACAACCUUCAGUGGCACCCAUCAGCAAAGAUAACUCCUCUGAUGCCUCUCAAUUAGGCGUACCCCAGAACUUAUCAACUUCAUUAACUGAGGCUCAGCGUUGCAUGUCACUUUAUUUUGCCCUGUGCACUAAGAAGCACACCCUUUUUCGUGAGAUAUUUGUAGUCUAUAAAAGCACAUCAGAUGCAGUAAAGCAGGCAGUUCAUAACCAAAUCCCAAUACUAGUUCGCACAAUCGGCUCAUCAUCUGAACUUCUUGAAAUUAUUUCAGAUCCACCAACUGGAAGUGAGAACCUUUUAUUGCAGGUUUUGCAUACAUUGACAGAUGGGAUAGUUCCUUCUCCAGAACUAGUGUUGACAAUUAAAAAGUUAUAUGAUACAAAAGUAAAGGACAUAGAAGUUCUAAUUCCAGUUUUGUCAUAUUUACCAAAAGAUGAGGUUUUGGUGAUUUUCCCACAUCUUGUUAAUCUUCCCUUGGAUAAGUUCCAAGUUGCACUUGGACGUGUUCUCCAGGGUUCUCAUUCUGGUCAAGUUCUAUCGCCAGCUGAAGUACUAAUUGCUAUCCAUGGAAUCGAUCCUGACAAGGACAAAAUUCCCUUGAAGAAGGUCACAGAUGCUUGUAAUGCUUGUUUUGAACAAAGGCAGAUAUUCACCCAACAAGUUCUUGCAAAGGUCCUGAAUCAAUUGGUUGAGCAGAUUCCUCUUCCUUUGUUGUUCAUGCGGACAGUCUUACAGGCUAUAGGUGCUUUUCCAGCCUUGGUGGAGUUCAUAAUGGAAAUCCUUUCUCGUCUUGUGAACAAACAGAUUUGGAAGUACCCCAAGUUGUGGGUAGGAUUCUUGAAGUGUGCUCUCUUAACAAAGCCUCAGUCAUUCAGUGUGUUGCUCCAGCUACCUCCAGCACAGCUUGAAAAUGCAUUGAACAGAACAGCAGCACUUAAGGCUCCCUUGGUUGCUCAUGCCAACCAGCCAAACAUACGUGCUACACUUCCAAGGUCUACAUUGGCAGUUCUGGGAAUCGCAUCAGAUUCACAGAAUUUUAGUCAACCGCAAACUACUCCAGCUCGUACUGCAGAUACAGGCAAUUCAGAUAAGGAAGCAGUAACUGAAAAACCCAAAGAAUCAUCUAGCGCCAGUUAACUUGAGAGCUUUUAAUUAAUACCUAUCGAUGCUCUUGCCUACAGUGGAUCGACAGCUGAGCAAGACAACUGAAUCCCACACAAUGAGGAUUUCCCCAGGUUGAGCAUUCACACUCCAAAAGUAGAAGCAUUGAGCAGUCGGUUGUUUGUUGUUACGAAGGAAUCAUGCCAUCUACUUGGAGAUUGCUGCUCUAUUAGGAACUAUUUAGGUAAAGUUCAGGAGCAUACUGUUUCUAGGUCCGUCCUAAAAAUGUUAGAUUCAGGAAAUUCAUUAAAAUGCUGUAAAAUGUGUAAUGUCCUGUAGAAUGUCAUCUUUAGAAGAAGGGCUUGCUGUCAUUUUGUAAAGAAAAUUUUGGAUGAAUAAUGAUCAAAGUGAAAUUACCAAAAGGACCGCCUUAUAGGGUUUUCA
Molecule: messenger RNA, 4626 nt
Organism: Diospyros lotus (date-plum)
Lineage: Eukaryota; Viridiplantae; Streptophyta; Magnoliopsida; Ericales; Ebenaceae
Exons: 28
Coding region: 235-4218 (1327 amino acids)
Source: RefSeq, a predicted model, not a curated record